Amoebophrya sp. A120 is the source of this 9449-nucleotide messenger RNA. NCBI's taxonomy places the organism in Eukaryota, Dinophyceae, Syndiniales, Amoebophryaceae. The record is from the annotation of a GenBank genome assembly.
AGGCUGAUAUUAUGUCAAGUAUUUCUCCCCCGCCGACCUGUGUGACAUCGAUCGCCACUCACGCUCCCUUCACGUACAAUUCUAGCUACGAGGACCCGUCCGCUGUAGUAGUUUCUGUUAUCGAAGGAGUUUGUGUAUGUGUUGUUUUUGUUACGCAACUCGUCGAGUUUGAAGUAUUUUGAUCUACCGUCAGUCUUAGCGGAUAAUAGCCUUGUGCUAUUCUACUUCUUGUUUCCCUUACAACAAUUAAUUUCGAAUUCACAAACUCAACUCUCUCACACUUAAGGCGAAAAAAAAAUUACAACAAUCGAUCGAGUCGGAGCUUUUCGGCAACACAAUUCAUUUUCAAAAUUUCUCCCCCGCCUACUUUUACUUUCCUAUCUCUACCAAGCAGCCCUCAGCUGCAUCAAUUCAAAAAAAAAUAAAAAAAAAAGCCUAUUUCGUUUUCAAUUUCACACAAGAGUACUACCCCUUUUUGACUUGUUUUACAUUUAAACUUAAGCAUUACCCUUUUCUUUAUCGUUAAGCAUUGCCGCAUUUCUCUUUAUUUAGCUUUUCUUGUUGAACAUUACAUUUAAAUUUACAACUUAUCUCGGUCUUUCUAAGUCUUUGCAUUCCCACCAUCAACAUUUUUUUUUUCAUUUCGCAGUAUAUCAUAUUCAUCCCUUGCAAUUUCUCAUUCUGUAUAUAUCUUUGACCCAAAUUUACGACUCCAGAUUGCUCCCCCAGAGCAUAAAAAAUUUAAAACUUCAAUAAUUCAUACGAAAAUUUGUUCAAAUAAAGAGGUGCAACGAGAAGGAAAGCACCUACCCCAAAAUCAAGGAGCGAGGAAAAAGGUGAGGAGGCUGGUAAGCGCCAAGAACCGAGCCGUCACUAACAUUCAGAUUUAGCACCCACCCAAAGACUCGCAAAUAUCAAAACCACUCUUGUGCCUGCACGACCACAUUCACAAGGGGUGAAGCCGCGUAGUAUACGACCGCCAGAUAGCUGCACAAAAUUAACAAUCGCGUUCAAUUGAAGAAGCAGGCGGGUCGACAGAAAGCAACUUCUGGUAGGUUUUCUAAUUGAAAUUGUGAUUUACAAUUACAACUCAGAAACUGCAUUAUUUUGCUUCGUCGCUUUGUUUUCAUAUUCAUUCCAUGAGUACACCUAGAUUUCAUUUGUUGUCCAGAAUUCACGAUCUCAGUUCGUGCUCGCUGUGGCACAUCCAAGAGAACUGAGUUAAGGUUUUUCCUUUUAUUUUUAUUACAUUGCAAUUAAAUUGAAACUAGGUCGUGCAAGGAGGACGGAAGCACGUCUCAAGAAUCGAGGAGAAUAAACCUGAGGAAGCAGCUGCAGCUGGGAAACUACGCCACGAGCAGACUCAUCAUUCAAGAAACAGCUCAGCCGCGAACUAAGAAUCCUACAAAAAUCAAUCUCGUGCUGCAGCAUACACGACCACAAGAACAUUGACAAUCGGAGGCAUCGAAAAAAAAAAUCAGGCGGACCGAGGUGUACAUUCGCUGGAAAGAACAAAAUCGAGUCCAAUUCGUGGCGCCCUGAAGGAAGCAGCUGCUGGGUCGAAAGCGAGCAACUAGUCGUGCUCGUAGUAGGUUAGACUUGUUGUAGUUGCGAUUUCACAAGCAACGACCUCUGGCUUCAUCUCUCCGCAUGGACAAAAAGCGCAUCAACAUGUUCAUGUACAACGUCGACCUUUUCUUCCCUGCGGGGCGGACUCUGCGGAAGUCUUCAUUCGCCGUUUUUUCUCUUCUUACCAUCGAGUUCGGAUUUCUCCUUCCCACUCAAGGACGACAAACGCAUCAGGCCGGGUCGCAAGUCGAAUCCGGUACCGCGAACGAGAGCGCAGAGGGAAAGUCGUCGGACCGGCCGAGCAUUGCAGCGGACCUGGAAGUUCCAACUCCAAGUGCUGCGGCAGGGGCGAAGGAACAGCGAAAGUCGGGAAGCAAGAAGCAUAUCAAAGAAGAAAAAAAGAAAAAUCCUCCUCACUCACCAGAGAGAAGGGACGCGUCUCAUAAGCAGGGCUGGGCUCAUGUUGUGCAAAGAAGCACACACAGCGGUAACUCCGCAAGAAAAACUGCGGCUGCACAUUGGCCGCCAGGAGUAGGAUUAAAGGCUCAACAUGUAGUGCAUAGAGUUGCGUUCCGGCGGUCGCAUAAAUUUGUCUGUGCCUACAACUUUGUACUUUAGUGGGCAGCUUGCUGCAAACGUGGACACAGUUGAUGUAUGAAGAGAUGUCGAGGAUCAUGAGUUUUCUUGUUCUUCCCCAUAUUAAAACGGAAGUCCGGCAAGAAGAAGCGGAAGAAGCUAUCAAGCGAAAAAGUUUUUGCUCCGAUAUUCAUGCAUUACUUUUUUACGUUAGAGCCGCAGAAAAUUCUGCCCCCCCCCCCCACCUGCUUGGCACGGAUGAUGAGCAGGACGAUACAGUUGCCUGCUGAAUUUUGGUUGUGCUUUUCGCAUAGGAUAACCCUCUGUGUAUGUGCAGCAACGCGCCCUAUCGGUGUUGGCAUUUAGCGCGCCCAGGAUCGUGAUCGAUUACGUACUCGUGACAAUGGACAUGGGCACUUUUUCGUUGGAUAAACGCAGCGCGCCUACUACGACGAGUACACGGAGGAGACUGACAAUGAUUACUACGAGUUUUAUCCAAGCGAAAUUUUGAGUUGAUUCGAUUUCUGCAUCGAGUUUUCUUUUUUCGUAUGAUGUAGUUUUAAAUUGCAGUAAAAGCACCGCAAUGCCUCAGUGUCUGCACCUGCAGCUCGCUGCCCAUACGUCGUAGAACAGGCCGCUAGAACAGCUAAGCCUGAGAGAGUGGACUUGCAGCUGCCCCGUCUCCCGCAGGCGGAUCCAGACUAUGCAACUGACUCAAAAUUGCGAAGUGAUGAUCUCGAGCGCGCAAAAAUUACCAAUAUGAAGCUUUGGGGUCGAGUUGUUUUUCCAAAGUUGUCGUUGCCCGAAUUCCUGACUUUUUUAGAUUUGUCAUGCUUCGUUGUCGUUGAUACUAUUUUGUGUGUAUUUGUAUUGAUGUAUGCACCAACAUUCUUGAAUUGAUCUAUUCCAGAGCGUGCAUGUGUUCAAUCUGCAUGUAUUCGAAAGCUGUGUGAAAAUUAUGUAUUAGAAAAUCAUACUGCGAACAUAAAUUGCAGUAGGAAGUUGGAGUCAGGCGAAGCCUGUGAAGUCAAUAAAUGGCGCAACAUCAAUGUAAUGAAUUGCAAAGUCAAGCAUGUCAUCUUCAAAUGCGAUGAGGCUGAACACAUGGAGGUGACCAGGUGAAAAGCAAAUCUGUUUGUCUGCAUAAACAUGAUCCAGAUGUCGGAGUCGAUGCGGGAGAAGAUUGCUGAGCAAGAAAAGAGCCUACAAGGUGGAGGCCCACGCCUAUCCAGUGAAUGUUUGCUUCGUGGAUCAAGUCGCUUCCGCUGUUGAGCUGAAUAUGUGGGCUGGUCAUGACGGCAUGUGCUGCCAUAUAGACGCGACAUUGAGUAGUUGAGUUCUUGUUAUCAUACACAGAAGAGGUUCGGCUUCGCUGGUGGAUCGCGGAUACUAAUUUUAUCCCUGCUCUUGUCGGCCUUCAUGGUUUUUCGUUGUUGCAUUGGAGUCUCGUCAUCGUCCCUGCACUGGAGCCUCAGCACCCAUGCCCUCUUAUGACGAUUGUCAGAUCUUUACAUGGCAUAGAUUGGCAAGGGCAGCCAGUAGCAGGAAAACGUACUGCUUGAUCUCGAAUUUCAUGUGGAUGCUAGGAGCAGAUGCAGGACCAGAACGAGGCGCCGCAGCAUGCUCAAGUCAAACAAGAGACUAGCAACGCCAACGCAGACGUCAAGAGUGGAAUCAUGCAACUUAUCCAGAGAAAAGUUAAAUUUGUCACUGCCAUCGUUUUGGCAUGUUUGUGCUUAAUUUUCGCCAAAAAAGAAUGCGACAUUUUCUACAUUCAUCAGAAAGAUGCAUGCUCGCGGCCACAAAGAUCAAGCGCAAUCGUUUGCGAGUGUGUUGGGAACCUGCCUCUCUUACGUUUUGCUGAUCAAUGUUGGCUGCCUUUGUCUAUCCUCGCCACGCCGCGACAUGCAUGCUGCUGCUAGUUUGCAACUUGUUGCAUGUGAAGCAGCUUCGUUCGCUCUGUCGAGAAAGUAAGUUUGUUUUAAAAGCAGUUUUAUAUUGGAAAUACUCACUUAAUACACUUGUAAAGUAAGCGCAGCGGUGACGGUCGCGCAUUUUCUGAGAAUACGGCCAAGACCCAAAAAGAGGUCAAGGACGGCGCAGGCAAAACCGAGCAGUGGGAAUGAUGCCGUGGGCUUGUCAACAACAACAGCAAAAGGCGGAAGCCAACUUGAUGGGCGGCAGCCGCAACCGCAUCAAGAAGAAGUAUCUACAAUACUCGGCGUGGACGGCGCGCGUGGUCAUGAUGUUCACGACGUCAGAAACCGCCUCGAUGUGUUUUUAUCUACUGUGACCUCCUUGCCUCAGAAGUGGGCAUCGCUUAAGACCGGAGAGGAGUAUAUCAACAGGGGUAUACCCGAAGACGAAAUGCUGCGCACGCGUGCAUUGGUCUUUCCGUCGGUUGCUAGAGCCUUUAAUAAGGUCUACGGGGACGGUUUCGUUUGGGCCGAGGCUCUCACCGACGCCGAUAAGCCAGCCAGCUGGCAAGCUCUCGCGAUACGUGAGACAAAGAAGAAUGUGGAGGAUAAGAUCGGAGGCGCGGAGCACGUGGGCGACUUCGUAAGACUCUACGUUCGUUAUGCCAAAAGACCUUCCGUCGUGUAGUCCUCUUUAUCUUCGAUUUGCAAUUGCAUUAACGAGAGGUAUUUGAAGUGCGUACAGCAGCUGCAUGGCGUAGGCAAAGAUUGAGAUUGUUGGCAGUCGUGCCGUUCGCUCAAUAGAAGCUCCGGACGUUGAGUUCGAGGCUGCUUGUUUUUACUGCGCUAUCGACGUAUUUAAAAACUACGCCUACCAGGAAAUCCUGGGAGCUGAUUUCUGUAAGUCGCGUGCGUAGGACGUGUAGUCAGACCGGGACUAUCGGUCAAAACGCAGAUCCUACGCACCUGCUUCAAAAUUUUUGAAAGCCGAAGCUUUUAGGAACUGCUCUGGGAACUAAUUUCUGAAAGCUCUAAACCACGCUCGCAGAGCUAAAUUAACAGCUUCGAUGUUGAAGGUCAAUCUUCAAAAGCAGCCGAAGGGCUCAUCUGCUCCGUCUACGCUUUCUCUUUCGGUGGCCUUAAGCUGAUGCCCCUUCGUCCGGAGCCAUCUGCUGUGUCAGCGUCUGGCCACCGAGGACAAAUAAUCAACUCGGGCUCAGGUCAGAGCGUUUUAUUUGGCCGCCCUGACCAUUGCACUCGGCUUUUCUAUUUCGGCCUUUUUGGUCGCCCCUUCCUCAUCCACUGCUGUGCAGAGCGAAGCGUUGUGCUCGAAGUGGUGGCAAAAAAUAGCUAUACAUUAGUUCAAAGCUCCAGCUCUAGCAGCUGUACUUAUGUGUAUUCCUGAAGCUGUUUUAGAAUGACGCUAUUUCCUAAUUGUAAGAAUAAGAAAGCCCUACUUGAUGUAGUUUCUCACUCUCGUUAUGAGCCUUGCGACGGCAUUGAUGCAGCUGCAGGUCGAGGUCAGUAUCAGAUUCCGCGGCUUUCUCUUCUGGCAUAGCGCAGCACGUGAUGUCAUUGAAUAUUUCAUCGAAAAAUGGUUGCCUGAAUACCGGCAAGUUGCCGAGGCUGCCGAGGCUGCUGCUAGGCUAAAGACACCUACAUCGACAGCUGAAGAAACAAAAGCUGAAGAAGCAGUUCAGGCCGCAGAGCAGAAGAGCCAAGAGUAUGGCGAUUUUUCGCAAUUCCGCCUCAGUCGCGAUAGGGAGAUGAUGGCGAAUAUUGGGAACACAUGGGAACAGACGAGUAUGAGAAUGACUUCUCGUAACUACAACGGCGUAGUAGGGACUGCGGAUAUACCAGAUAUGGACGCCCUGCGUUGGUUGGUGUUGGAAGGUCCGGCAGAGAACUUCGCCCGCCAAAAUGAAAAAAAUCCAAUAAAGCGCGGAGACAUUAAUCCUGUGAUGCGUGUUCUUUCUCAGGACAUGGACGCCAAACAGCAUAUUCUGGCAAAUGGUGAUGAGUGGCUGAAUAACUACUUGAAGACCAAGCCACCUGCGAUACAUCUUGCACAAGAUGGUCUUGCGACGACAGUGACCAACAAGCAUAAAGACAAUGGCGCGGGCUCCGAGACCGAGAGUGAUCACGUCCAUGUCGUUGAGCUGAAGGAGCUUCAGGACUUGAAAAUGCUCUAUGGUCGCCACGAGACUCAGGACCAAGCAAAAAAGCUGGCGAGAGUGUUGCUCUUGCGAGCUUCCAAAGCCAAUGCUCAACUGAAGCAACAAGUUCAUGAGGAUAGAGCACAGGAACAGGCUGACACAAGGAAGGCGGCGACAAGCCUUAGGGAUGAAGAUGGAUCUGACUCGGACAGCAGUGCGCAGCGUUCAGAUCAGUCCUCACAACCUCCCAUCACUCUCAGCCAAGUGCUAAUUGUGGAACAAAAUCCGAGCGCCAUAUCACAUGAACAAGAAAAUGGCAGCGACCGCGUCGACAGUCUAUUUCAUAGCAAACACGCAAACAGCAAACACAUAUUGAAUUGAUUAAAACGCUGCCCUGUGUGAUUUCGAUUUUCAGAUGCAUGCAGCACUGCUAUGCAUGGGAUGAUCCAGAUUUGCCUAGUGAAUCGACGCAAGGAAGGGCAUGAUAUUGUGGGCUUUUCAGCGAUAUGCCCCCUCGCGCAUAUUUGCUUUACGGAAGCUGCACACAAACACUUUGCUGGACCCGCUGCGCGAUUCCUGUGUGUUAAAGCGAAAUCGAAAAAGAAAAACCUAGCUGUUGUUAUUUCUGAAUGGAAGAUGGCACGCGGCCCCCUGCGAAGUCAUGAAUGAAAAAAAAAUCGAGACAGUACGACAUCCUCAAAGAAACACAGGGGCAGCAUUUUUCAAUACGAUGCCCCGGAGCACCAGAACAAGACGUAGCGGCUAGAUGCUUGUGCUACCGUACACGAUCGGGCAGCUUACAAAUUGCAUCAUACUCACGCGACGAGAUGACUGCCCAAGGCAUUUCCAUUGACUGGAGCUCGCCCACGCACCCGACUUUGAAGAAAAACCAUAAAGGCCUAGGCGGGGCGGUUAGACCGGACAUGACACGCGGGGUCGAGUGGGCAAUCGAUGGAGAAUGCCCGACACUCAAACACAGGAGCUGCACUGAGCAGGCCGAACCUGCUACAAAGCCGCGGGUGGUGCAAAUUUUUGAGCCACCAGGCUGCUUCGGCGCCCGUGAUGCAAGAAGCACACAGACACAAGUCACCGCACUGCAUCAGGAGAACGUUGAAGAGUUUCAGAAGAUUUCCGGCCCUGCACAUGAAGUCGAGGUAACGGCAUGCGUUUUUCUUCAUCCAUACGCUACCGCUAGCGCGAUUUAUACUUACACGCGGCCACGUCAGAUUCUCAUCAUACUUACAAAACAUUGGAGUGCAAGAAGUUCAUCGUAUGUAUUGCAGUCUUGUGCGAGAAUGGCGAUAGACAGCCCGUUUCAAAGAUUUCAUGUCGUCUCAAUUGAUAUUGACUAGAAUGCGCGGUAUUUUAUAAUUGCGGGGAGCUUCCUUUUUUGAGGAAAUACGGCAGGUGAAAAACGCACUGGCUGAGGACUGGGAAAAAAUGCGUUCUUUGUUCCUACGCUUGCACAGUACCUGAAAAGCGAGGGAGCUUGUUUUAGCCACUCGUGGCGUCGACGUGCCUGUGGCGACAGAUCGCAGGGCAGCUUUAGGGGACUUGGCUUUGCUGGGCCAUCGGCAAAUAAAAGAAUAAAAAAGAAAAAAGCUACGAAUUGCAAAUAAAAGACAUCCGUCGCAUGCCCGGAUGUGCUCACCCCGACCCGUGCCACGACUUUUUGCUCUCCUCCCGAACGACCCGGGCGCGAGACGGUUCUCCCGGUCGGCAAUGCCCGGCGUGCGCCGUGCGUGCGAGCCAGAGUUAGAGGCACUUCCUGAACAUGUAGAGAUUCCAGCGCUCAUUUCUGGUUCAGCGCCUGGCGAGCUCAGGCACUGCAGAUUGCGGGGGACUCUGGCGUUGCUAAAUUGUUGAGUAGACACAUUGAUGUGCGACGUACUUACUCUCAGGAAUCCAAAUAGCGCGCAUAAGAGUGACUCGCCCGCCUUGACAAGCGAGCACUCGACUGAUUUUAUUCGCGUAAGACCGUGGUAGAAAAGAUCUGCACUGCACGACGAGAUUCGCCGCGCGGAUUUGUGUUUCACAGCUGUUGUAUGGCAAAUUACUAUAAUUAUCUGCCUUGCAGACCUGCCAUCGUCAUGAUCGUCUUGCAAUUUUGUUUUUUUUGAUGAUUCUCCACAUUGCAAAAGCAAGUGUGUCUUGGUGAAGACAUCGAAAGAAUAAGUCUCUGCACCAGUUCUUUAAGGGCAUUUAGCGGGAAGGGUGGCUGCUGCAGAAAUGAAAAAACGCGGCGCCGGACUAGCGAAAGGGACGGACCGAAAAGGCCAACAGGCCCACGCUCCGCCCGCGCACGCUUCUGGCGACCUCUGGUGUGUGACGGCACUACAGCAAUGUGGUUGAGAGGUCGAGGUGGGCUAUCUGGGUGUCUAGUAGUGUAUCAGCCUGCGAUGCCCCUCUACGUGGGUGAUUGUUUUAUCUGGGCCUAGCAUCUCCUACGCGGAGAUAAAAGCUCCGGCAAGACUUUGAGACGCCCGAUGCCUCUGCCUGAACCCCGUGGCGCAGCCAGCAAAGCUCAUUGCUUCCUGGACCAAUUUGGAUAGCAGUAGCACUCGGCGGCCAGGACUGCUGUCGUGGAGUGAUGUGUUGAGGUCGCGUACGUAGGGCUCUUGACGCUGUGCUUUCCCUUAGGGCCGAGCAGCUUCUUUCAGAUUCAGAUCGCCACGAGAAUCCAGAGCGAAGCUGUGUUGCCUUCUCUUCCGCGUUGCUCGAAUCGAACUCGUUUAACGAAGCGCAAAAUGAAAAUAUGUUACUUUAAAGAUGACAACACACAUUCACACACCAGGGCAAAAAGGAUGUGUGUCGGCAGGAGAAGACCCUGGGGAGACUUGCCAGUAUGGAGUGGCGCUACAUUGCCGACCUACUUCCCCCGUUGAAAAUCAACACGGGAACGACGAACGAGGCAAAAGGCGAUAGGGAUGUGCUUUUCGAUCUAAUCGCGAAAAAAAAUCCGCAGGAGCUCGGCAACGCCGCAGGUGGUGGCACCGGUUACUAUAAUCUCUUCAGUGUCAAGCGAGCAGGCGAAGCGUUUGGGUUCAGAAUCGCAACCAUUUCGUCUGACACGGAGGUCGACGGGCUUCAUAAAGUUGUGGCGAUCAAUCAUAGUCCUCUCUCGCCAACUUGGAGGAUGGUCCACAACAAGUUGGGAAGCGCCACAUGGUUUCGCGUGGACAAAACGAGCGGAGUCGAGUUUUACACAGCAACGCAGCAGCACCCGCGCUGA